Molecule: messenger RNA, 950 nt
Organism: Canariomyces notabilis
Lineage: Eukaryota; Fungi; Ascomycota; Sordariomycetes; Sordariales; Chaetomiaceae
Product: Sm-like ribonucleoprotein
Exons: 2
Coding region: 109-450 (113 amino acids)
Biological process (GO): spliceosomal snRNP assembly; RNA processing
Cellular component (GO): catalytic step 2 spliceosome; U2 snRNP; SMN-Sm protein complex
Molecular function (GO): RNA binding
Source: RefSeq, a predicted model, not a curated record
AGCCAGCCAGCCGAUCGCGCACCCAUACUCAGCCGCUGCCGAGCAAAUGAUGGAAUCUGAAGACUGACGAUCGGGAUCCUUGAUUUCCAUCGAUAUUACAGAUUUUUAAUGAAAUGCGCGAACGAGACGGUGACUAUUGAGCUCAAAAAUGGAACAAUUGUCCAUGGCACCAUCGCCUCGGUCUCACCGCAAAUGAACACAGCGCUCCGCAACGUCAAGAUGACUCCCAAGGGCCAAGAGACCAUCCCGCUCGAGACGCUCAACGUGCGCGGCAGCACGAUCCGCUAUUUCAUACUGCCCGACUCGCUGCCGCUGGAUACCUUAUUGAUUGACGAUGCGCCCAAGCCCAAGAACAAGGCGCGCAAGGAAGCCGAUCGCGCAAGAGGCGGCCGCGGUGGUCGUGGAAGAGGUCGUGGCGGAAGGGGCGGCCGAGGUAGGGGAAGAGGUUAAGGAUAUUCGAGGCCCGGUGCUGGUACCGAGGGUGUUUGAGAGGAGAUGGCAUUCAGGCUGGGACGGAACUGUCGGAAUGAUGAGCCGGCCGCAGCGAAAUUGAUCACCGGCGGCUUCUAUCUUUCGGGAUGUUGGUUGUGUGGGCGAUGCUGACAGGCCCUUGAUGGAAUUCUUCAUGGCAACCAACGGCCGGACUGACGAUUGCAACGAGUGAUACGGGUGGGCAAAGCCUGUUGUGCCGCCAUGCAACUCUCGCCCGACUGGUCAUAACUGCUCUGGUCAAACGACACUGUCCUUUCUUGUUGAGCUAUGCAGUCUCUGGAGUGGCAGGAAAUCAGGCGGCGUUUUAGGAUGGGUCUUUAAAAAGGUUGCAAGUGCGCUGCUUGGCUUUGAUAGAGGAUAUUGCAGGCAGACACACAAAAAGCAACGCCUUAGCUUACCAGGAGAAAUUAGCAACAAACGACGAUAAUGGAUAAUCCGUUGGUAUGACCUGUCCUAGC